Molecule: messenger RNA, 861 nt
Organism: Truncatella angustata
Lineage: Eukaryota; Fungi; Ascomycota; Sordariomycetes; Amphisphaeriales; Sporocadaceae
Exons: 4
Coding region: 1-861 (286 amino acids)
Source: RefSeq, a predicted model, not a curated record
AUGGUGGUAUCAACGACAGCCGCCGAAACCUUUCACCGAUUCCAGGACUUGCCUGCUGAACUGCGGCUCCAUAUUUGGAAGUUUUCAGUCGACUCAGUAGGCUUCAUCACAGUCACAGUAAAAGACCAUAAUCAUAUGCCCACCCUGACAACGCCUCUGUGGUCUGUGAACCACGAGUCAAGGGAAACAGCUAUCCGCGUUACCAAGGUCGAGCCCGACGGAGUGCACAGGCUCGUCACGUCUGGACGCAACGGGCAGAACGAAUGCAAGAUCAUGCAAGGCCUUCAAGUUGGCACACACAGAAUCAUGACCCUGCCUCGCAAAUGGGCAUUGCCCUUCGAGGAAUCCAUGUGGAUGGAGCACAACGGAGCCUCUUAUGUCUUGUUCAAUCCUUCGCGCAAAGACCCUGCCACUGUUGAACGCGUUGCCCGCGAGGUCCUCAACUGUCGUUGCAUAGAAGAGGCCAUGUGGGAUAAGGCCCUGUGCUUCGGUGGAUUCGUCUUGUUGGAUGGUGAUCGGCCGGAGUCGAGCAUGGAGGUAGGGGCUCCGGAAGAAACAAAUUGGCAUGGGGAGACAACAUGGACGAGUCCGUUUAGCCAUCCUUGGCUGUCGAUUAUAAGACUAAGAGAAUUGAGCGAUUUGGCCAAAAGUCGACCCUUGAAACAAAGCAAUAUGUUGUGCCAUGGGGGACAUAAACUGGCCAUGGCAGUGAACCUUGAUCUCAUGAACUUGCUAGGCCGCAGGAUCCGUCUCGCCUGGGUCAAGGUCUCCCUUGCCAUCAAAGGUCAAACGGCGAUGCACCCAGGCGGGCUUCGAGGCUCAUUGAUGCGGAUGGUGCCAUGCGACUCACGAGAGCAUUGA